Messenger RNA from Drosophila bipectinata, 1055 nucleotides. RefSeq names its product alpha-tocopherol transfer protein-like. The record is from RefSeq and is a predicted model, not a curated record. Gene Ontology annotation, cellular component: membrane. Gene Ontology annotation, molecular function: phosphatidylinositol bisphosphate binding. Lineage: Eukaryota; Metazoa; Arthropoda; Insecta; Diptera; Drosophilidae.
ACCGCCGAAAUGGCGACUAAACUGAGACCUCUCGACCCCCAACUGGCAGCUUUGGCCAAGACCGAGUGCAACGAGGAGCAAGCACAGCGGGCGGAGAUCGUAGCCACCAUCCAGACAUGGAUUACCAAGUCCCCACACCUGAAGGCUCCCACAGAUGAGCGGUUGAUCCUGGCAUUCCUACGUCGCUGCCGCUUCAGCCAGGAGGAGGCCAAGAAACGUUUCGACAAUUACUAUUCCCUUCGUGCCGUGUUCCCCGAGGUAUUGGGAUGCAGGCAGGUGGACGAAGCCCUGCUAGCACAGCUCCUGAGAAGCAUCCAUGUGAUACCCUCAAGACCUGUCAGUCCCCAAGGAGCGAGGGUGAUCAUAUCCCAGUUCCGGAAUAUUGAUCCCAAGAAGUCCAGUCCCCGAGAGGCCUUCAAAUUAGUGUUCAUAUUGCUCGAAAUUCUUGCUUUGGAGUGCGACAAUGCCUCGAUUUCCGGUCUGAUUUGGGUGGUGGACUGUCGGGAUGUGACCAUGGAACAAAUGAUGCAGUACGAUCCUUUCCUGCUCAAGAAGGCAUUUGCUUUGGUGGAGCAAUGUUUGCCGUUGAAAUUUGUGGAGAUUCAUAUGAUCAAUAUGCGGAAAGAAGGACAAAGUAUAUUCAAUUUUGUGACCAAGUUCUUGCCCUCCAAGCUGCCAUUUAAGUUUGUUAUCCACAAAAAAUCCGAGGAGCUGUACGACCAUCUGCCCCGAGAAGCCAUGACCAUCGAGUAUGGAGGCACCAAUGGCUACCAGGCAGAGGCCAUCGAUUUUUGGCGCCAAAAGCUGCAGGAGUACAAGGACUAUCUGGCCAAGGAUGCCCAGUACGGAACCAAUGAAAAACUUCGUGUGGGAUUGGCCAGUGCCUGGGCCAACGGAGAACUGGACGGAAUGAGUGGAUCCUUCCGCAAACUGGAGCUGGACUAAAUUAAAGACUCUUUUCAUUUCGAUUACCAUUUAAUUAAGUGCUAAUGCUAUAAAAAUAAUUUAAGGCCUAUUUCGGGUCACUGGGUAUCUCGUGUAUCCUCUUAACAAUA